AUGCUUGCAGUGCUUUUCUCAAAAAUAGUGAGUUUCACUGAGUGCAAUUUCGCGGAUGGCUACUACAAAUACCAUCAAGUUUGAUACUGUAAAACAUACUGGAACGAAGUUCGAUGAGUGGAAUUAUGAUAUUCAAAACAAAUUUAGACGGAAGAAAUCGAGAUUAGGUUCGGGAUCAAUGCUGCCGCCACGCACCCGUACGCGUCGCGGUCGCGUUACGACUGUGAGCGUACCCUUGCCCUUAAUAUACUUAAAUUAGCUUUUACUUUUUAAAUUGGUCUUUAUCAUUACUGAUAUGAGUAGAUCAAUAAAGGCACCAAGAAUAAAAUAAAUUUUUCAAAAUUUUUUUCUUUCCGUUGAAAUAAAGGGGGGUUUUCACUAAAGUGUUUCAUAUUGUAGAUCAUUCUUCACAUGAUAAUUUCAGGAAAUAGGGCAUUCUUCGGUUAAAGUGAAAAGGCCAAAUAGUACAAUUUGUACCGGGGAGGUCCGCCUUCAGUUAAUUUAUUUACUAAGACUUUUUUUCAAAAAAUAUAUUCACGGUAUUGCCCAGAUAUUGGUUUUUAUAAAAAAAAACACUGUUUUCAAAAUGUGCUGCGCUCAUGAAUAGACAUUUUUAGUUUCUCGUUUAUCAAAAGAAGAUUUUGUGUUCUCAGGUUUUUUCGCCCUGUGUCAGAACAUGCUUCUUAAAAAAAAGCGUUUGUUUUUAAAUAGUUUCCUUGAUUUCGGACCCGGUAGAAUAGAUUCGAUUAUAUUAAAAUAGACUUGCCCGGUUUAUUAUUAUUUUUUCUCUCUUGUUCUACCUUACACUGACCAAAAUUUCGUAUCUCUCUGUGUCUUCACUUUUUCUUCAUAAUAUUCCUUCAAACUCUUAUUCAAAUUUUUCGUUCGAAUUUCUUCAAUUUUUUUAUGCUUUUUAGAAAAAUUAGGUGUUUUUCAAGAUUUUAUCGCUUAUUUUUGUGUAUGAUUUGUGUUAUUGAGUUGCUCUAGUUUCAAUGUGGCUUUUUUUGAUUUUUUAUAUUCGAAGCAGUUCGAUUUUUUUUAUCGUAUUGGUGUAACAAAAAUAUGCAAGAGGAAUAGUCACUUUUUUCUUUUUUUAUAGUAUGAAAAAAAAAAAAUCAACUUUUUGGUUCUCGCUUGCUUUAAAAUAUUUUUCGAAUCUUCGUUCAUGGUUUCUGAUGAAAUAUCUUCUGACACAGUUAAUGCUAGUGCAUAUCGGACACAUUGUUGUAUAUUUUCUGAAUGAAACAUCUAUAUUUCAUCGUUUUUAGUUUGUGAAAACUUUAUUUAUACAAUCGGAUUUCUUUCAGAUAUAGUUGGCCCUGAAUGGUCGACGCCGUCGAUGCGGGGAGCGUCUGCCUCAUCAGCCACAUCAUCAUCUUCUCCGUGGCCACAUCCUACUACGCAAACUAGUGAGCUUUAAAGGGAAAUUCGUAAUCCAAGACUUUUGUAGAUAUACUCAACACGGAGAUUGACUCUACCGCUUCGCCACGGUCAUCCAUCGCUCGCUCCACUCCAAGCUCAGAACCUGACCGUUCCGUUUGGGGCGCCACAACGAUAAUUGAGACGGUUAAGAGCACAAUUGUCCCUUCGGCAACUCACCCUCGUGAUGAGUUUGUAGAUGCGAGCCGUGUUGAAAUAUCCUGCAGCGGUCAGUUCUUUUCAUUCAUUAUUACAUUUUGUUGUUUUUUUUUCUAGUUAUUAAAGGAAAAGGAUUUGACUGAUUUUUCUUAAUGCCGUGUUCGAAGCAAUAUCCGCGAAGUGCAAAAUUAACUAUUCAAAUUUCAGUCAUUUUUUCUUUCUCUGACGGCCAUUUUCAGUUUCGCGGAAUCACUUUGAACACGGCAUAAAAUAAAAUAAUUGCAUUUUCUUCUUCAAAAUGAUGCAAAAUAGGAUUUAUUUUGGAGAGUCAGAUAUAACUUCAAAUUUCGGCGAGUUAAUUUGAACACUGCUUAAACCAAGAUAUCGCAACAAAAAACUAAAAAAAAAAUACGGCUUAUCAGAAUUAAUAAAGUUUUGGACAUUAUGCCGCCUUCGAAGUAAUUUCUGCAAAAAUUAAAAAUCUGUGACCCUCCAAAAUUUAGUUUUCUUUUUCACUCUCUGACGGCUGUUUCGAAAAAUCACUUCGAAAACGGCAAUAAAAUUUUCAGCCUUGAAUCUUGUCUGAAAUUAUCUAGAUUUGACUUUUCUUCUAUUUUUCAAAUCCACGUUUUUGCAUUUUUCAGGAACUCCUUCUACUAGUAAGCAACAGCCGUCGUCUUCGAAAGAAUCUUCUCCACGCAAAGCUGGAGUAAAAGAAGAAGCAGAAGAAGAAGAAGGAGAAAAUUCUAAAAAGGAGGAUUGCACUCCAGAGAAACCUUCUCCCUCGAAAAGCGUCGACGACAUCCCCAAAAAGGAAGCCGAAGGUCCUGACUUAGGUCAGGACGAGCCGAGUACCUCUUCUAAAGGUGGGUAUCUUUUUCUGAUUAUUUGAAAAUUGAUUGCUUUCAAGAGGAUAUGACCUCUUCGUCUCGUACACCAAAUCGACGGAUACGGUGUACGUUUCGACUACCCCUGAAGACUGGCCUCCGAUUAAAAAGGCUUGCUAGUGUUCAACCGAACACGUUGCGAUCUUUAGGUGAUUAAACUCUCCCACUUUUCGAGUAAAUUUGUAUUCGUUAAGGUCUGAGUGCAAUAAAGUUGGGGGACAACGAGGUGAUACGGAUGGCGGAUUUACCUGUCACAGCGGCCAUAGUCCCCAAUGUGGCAGCGACGACGACCACCACCACGGUGACGCCUCCCACCGUGACGACGUCGCAGCCGGCGACUUCUGUCCAGACGACGCCGACGCCGGCCGCUUCCAUCGUCACCGUCAAACAGGAACCUCAGGCGCUUGCUCCUGCUCAGCAGUCGACAGCGCAGCCGUCUCCUCAUCCCACUCUGACGACGCCAGUAGCGCAACAACCGCCGCCGGCUGCUGCUGGAGUCAUGAGACAGCCUCUCGAUCCUGCAGAGUAUGCAGCGAUGCGAGCUCGUGGCAUGCCGCCAGAAGCUUUCGAAAGAAUGUGAGUGAGAAAAAGUUCAUUGGGUUGACCUCUGAAACAAAAAAAUUUAGCGUCAGGCUUCAUUUUGGAAAAUUCAGAAAAGAAGAUGUUUCAACAUUGAACAAAUAGUAUUUUUAUAUGCGGAAAAUCAUAUUUCUCUUCAUUUCAUAUAGCGGAUUCAUGGCUGGCUUGAGCCAUCGAAAAUAGGGUCCUGGCACGAUAAGAAAAGAGACACUUCCUAGUUAGUAGAGAGCGCAGACAUUCCACGACUUUUUGCGUCCCAAACUAGCCGUGAUUCAGCUAUACGGUUGCUGACCUCUAUGUUUGAGUUUAACGAGCAAAUAUCUAUUCAGAAAUUUUCAGGGGUUUGCCGCCCUAUCAUGCGGUCCCAGAAGGCAUGCAGAUGCACGCGAUACCUGGCCACCCCGUUCAACAAGUUCAGCCCGGUCAGCAGCCGCAUCCAAGUAUGCUGGUUCAAAGAUUGCAGCCGACUGUUUCCAGUAACAGUAACAGUCCACUGUUGGUGAAUCUGCUAAGGUUUUCCCGAAAUUUUUGGAACAAACCUCUACGAUAUGUUCUUCUCAGCUCUCAACAACAGCAACAGCUCCAGCAGCAGCAGUCUCAGAACCCACCGGCGGCCCAACCUGCCCCAGCUCAACCACAGCAAUUGCCACACGCGCCCCAACAGCCAGGAACCACGGCACAAGCUGCGCCUUACGGGUAUCCUCAACAUGGGGCUGGAGUUGACCCCCAACAUCUUGCUGCGAUGCAACAACAGCAUCAGGUAACACUUUCAAGCUCAAAAAAACUAAAAGUGCGAAAAACUGAAAAAAAGGUUGGAAAAGAGUUUCGUGAAGCUUUUUUUCUAGGCUUUGUGAUUAGUUCAACAUACACGGCCACAAUCCAAAAGGUCUCAAAAAGGACUUUUGGAAGAAAGGCCUCAGAGAUACUCUUUUUUUUUGACCUUUUUCUGAAAAGAACCUUCUAAGGAGGAAAAAAAGGAUGAGGCGGAAAAAAUGAAACAAGGAGGUUUCGAAAAACAUUUCACUUCUUAGCAGCCCAAAAAGGAGCUUUAAACUCUUCUUUUUGAGGUCUUUUGGACUUUGUCUUGUAUUGGCGUACAACGAAGAGAAAACUAAGGCAUAGAUUUUAAAAGAAAAAUUUUAUAACAUUUUCUUUUUCAUAAUUUUCAUAACUGUUGCCAUCUUACAGAUGAAAAAGAAAGAAUUUCAGAAAACUGAACAAAUAAGUUGUAGAGAACGUAAAAUUGUAUUUUUGCAAACAUUAUCCAUACAGGACAUUUUUUUUCAGUCAUUUAAGUUUUGGAAUGUAUUCCCUGAGGUGAAAAAAAAACUGUUUCAGAUCCAGCACCAGAGAAUGAUCCAACAACAACAAGCCGCUCAUGCCGCUGCAAUGCACCAACAGCAGCAAAUGGGCGCAGGACCGUCUCAGCCCGCUGUUCAGCAGCCGCCGACGACUCCGACUGCCGGCGGAGGCUACUAUCCGCCGCCGCAGCCAGGGACUCCGCAAAGACCGCCCAUGGUAGUUAUCAUACAUUUUUUCUCUAAAAAAGCAUAUAACGAACUUUCUUCAUGAAGAAUGAUGACUUAAAGCGUGAAUUUCCUUUUUUUUUUAUCCCUUUAGGUCUGAGGUUUUUCUUUUAAUUUUUGUGCACUGGCUUUUAUUACAAAUUAUAAUAAAAAAAUGCAAACGUAUUUUUCUCAAGCCACUCGUUUUCGUGAUGUUUCUAGAAUUUAUUAGAAGUCCCAAUUUGCCUCCUAUAGUCUGCUCAAAUUGUGAAUGUCAAGUCGGCGCUCAUGCUCCGCACCUCAAAUCUUUGAAAGAGUUUUCUCAUCUUGAAAAAUUUUUGAAAGUUUCGUCUCGAUAUCAAAAAAAAAAGUGUCUCAAAAAAUUCUGAUUACUUCUUUUUGAAUAUAAUUUGCCUUUUCAAACAGUUGAUUUUUCAAUUUUUAAGCCGUUUCACUUGCAAGAACACGGCUUCAUAAAUUUUUUUUUACACGGUUUUUUGAUUUUUUUUUUUUUGAGGGACAACCAAACAUCCUUAUAACGAUAGAAAUAUAUGGAAGAGUGUAAAACCAUGAUUACAGGUGUAUGGAUUGGCACCUGGUCCAGGAAUGUAUCCUCCUGGGCAUCCAGUCGCCGUCCAACGGAUGCAGUCUUAUCCACCGCCGGCACAACAGCAAGUUCAGCCGCAAUAUCGCCCCGCCGCUCCUCAAGAGGUUUUUUUCUUACCUUCUCGUUCUUUUUUUGACACGAAGAAAACGGUUUAGAUCUACUUUUGGAGUUGAGACGCUUCAAAUGGUUAAAAUAACAGUUUUCGUCAAUUUUUUUUUGUCGUUUUUUUCAAACUCUGGAGCUUCAAAAAUCACGUUCUAUUGGAGGCCCUAAGGUACAAUUCAACAAAGUUUCAUCAAAAGCUCAAUAAUGGGCCUAAUUUGAUUCUUUUUUCUCGGUCAAACUUUCAUUAAACGAAAGAGAGGCUUGCAAGCACGAGAAAAUGCAUCGUUUUUCAAGCUAUCACUGAAAAAAAGCUCUUUUUUUCUUUUCCAAUCAGGAGCCUCAACCUGCACCGCCACCGAAGAAGAAGAAAAGACCGACGAAAAAGCAGCAAAAAGAGGCGGAAAUGGCCGCAGCCGCGGCGGCCGCCCAACAGCAGACGCUGGCGGCGCAGCAGCAACAGCAGCAACAGUCGAUGGCCGCCCAACAGCAGCAGCAACAGCAGGGCUACUACGGCGAGCGGAUGAUGCACCACAUGCCUGUAAGUUUUCUCUUACCAUCAAGGAAAAAGUAAGAAUAGUCUCGGGCAGCGUCGGAAUGGUGCAUAAUGGCCGCUGAGAGGGGAGAGGCUCGAAAAAGGCAGUAAAAAGAGUCCCUUUAUUGAGCCUACCAUUUUUUCUAGGAUUUUAAAGGCUCCAGGAACAGUGGAAAAAUGUAUAGGCAGCAAAAAUGGUGUAUAAGAGCCUAAUAGAGCAAAAAGGCAGCAAAAAAGGAAAAUUGGUCACCCUGAAAGGAACAUUUCUAUGGAGCUUUUUUUCAUCCUUCCUACUUUGUUUCUUUGAAAAAAAAAAGCGAUAUAUCACCGUCAGCGUAAUUUAAAUAAUUAAAAAGUCGCUGUCAGCUCGACAAAAGGGUCCUGACACGAUAAGAAAAGAGACGGUGUCUGUUUUUUGCGUCCCAAGUUAGCCGUGAAUCGGUUAUACUUUAAAUAAAAUAGCUUAAAAACAAAAACUAUUAGACUAAAUGAGAAGAAAAAAGCUUCUAGAUUGAAGCGAAAGUUCUUCGGAGUAAAGGAGUUCAGAAAAAAAAAAUAAUGACGCAAGUGAUGUGAUUUUAGCCGGCUGGAAUGCACAUGAUGCCUGGUACACCCCACGGCUACCCCCCGGGCUACGGACCUCCCGCUGGUCAUCCACAUGGAGCCGUUCCUCCAGCUCCUGGCUAUCCUGGCUACUCGCCGCAAAACGCCGCCGCGCAGCAACAAAUGUGGCAUCAGCAUGUAUGGAAACCUAUUCUCUUUGAUUAUUCUUCACUGACGCCUAUUCAGAUGCAGCAACAGCAGCGAAUGCAGAUGUUUCACCAACAGCAACAACAGCAGCAGCAGCAACAGCAGCAACAACAGCAGCAGCAGCAGCAACAGCAACAGCAGCAUCAACAACAACAGCAGCCAGGAUGGCCUCAACAAAGGCCGCCUCCCGUCGCGUAUCCUGCUCCGGGCAGUCAUUCCGCCGUUCCACAAGGUUCUCUUUCUUUUGGCGAUUAGGGGAGAUUUUUUUCAUAUAAAGGUCUUCUCUCAAGAUUUUUUCUAUUAAUUUGGUAAUUAUUAAAUAGUUCUGGUAACAACGAUUAGUAUGAGACGAUUUUUGGAAUAAUAUUAUUGAAUUUCUCGAAAGUCGAAAAAAAAGCUUUAAAAAUUGUUCUCAAAAUCAAAUAAUUUAUUUUGUUGUUUUAUAGAUAGAUCAAAUUGACUAGGAGGUGAACAAGAACUUUAGAAGCUAUAACGAACAACUUGCGGUGAACUAGAAGCCCAAAUGUGUAGUUGAUCAAGUUGGUAACAUGUUCUUACCCUCGUUCUUCUGCGCGUAGUCCCUCCAGUUGCACCUUGACGAGCUCAGAAUGUAGCGAACCGUGUGCUGGAGCCCGUAGAUCUAGGUGGAAGCUUCGGAUUAAGAACGGCCACUUCGAGUGAAGACUUCACGAAAUAUAAAAAAAAUCUCUCAAUAAAGAACAUUUCUUACAAGCUCUUCGAAUUCUUCGACCUUAUUUAAAUUUUUACAGGAGAAUAUCCUCCUGAGUCUCAAGCUCAUGCAUAUGGUGCACACGGCGGUCCUCAACCGCAAAUUGGGGUAUGUUUUAAUCAUUUGUAUGCUCCUUCAUUUCAUUGAGUGUACAGGCGCCUUUUGUUCGUAGCGACUCGGCUGCCAGUAUGUACAGCGGAUUUGGAAGCCAACAACACGCUCCACAAUCGGCUGCACCCCGGGAAAUCGACGUUGACGCCGUCGAUCAGCUUUUCGCUCCCUCUGAACAUUGUGAGCUAUCAAUUUUGCUAGAGAACGAUAUAAGCUAGAGCGGGCGGAUGAAACUUGACAAUUCUUUCUAAGAACAUCUUUUUGGGAGUGUCAUUUUACUUUUAUGAGGUUUUCAAGAAAAUUAUAUAGAGCUAAUUUUGCACAACAAGCCGGAUUUUUUUUUUGGUCUUAAAAUUUAACGACUCAAAAGGAGCAAAAAUGCUGUUUUCAGAGGCUCAAUUUUCGAGGAGUUUUACCAACAUUCAAUUGAGACAGGGAUUUGAAAAAUUUCGAGCUUAAUCUAUAAGACGAUCGGUCUUGGUUCAGUUUAUAUCUUCAGCUAAAUGUUGAGAAAAAAAAAAUAGACGAAGGAGGCCGGAAAGAAGCUGUAAAGCAGUCACUUGAGCGACGCUUGGCGUGUAUAUCCUCUUCACAUCAAUUUUUUACCUCUUCAAUGUAGGGGGAGAUUCAAUUUUCCGAUUUCAGUAGCCGAUCUUGGACCAGAUCUUGGCGAUCUGGACGACAUCGAGCCGAUGAACGUGCUGAGCGGCGGCGACCCGAUGUUGAGCGGCGCCUCGACGCAUCUCGCAUUGGAAUCCAUCCUACCCAGCACUUCUCAGUCUCAUUCCCAACAACAGAGUCAAUCCACCGACACACCUACAAAGUCUAACGGCGAUCAUAUUGGUUCGUUUUUGCUGCAUUUCUGCUUCCUAGCCUUCUUUUCCCUAUUUUCAUGGCGCUAAACUCGUUUAUCGGAGAAAAAAAAAUAGUAAGAAAGGAAGGUAAAUCAACCUAUUUUGGCAUGAAAAAAAAAUAGCCAAUUUUUAACUACGACUUUUCCAAUUUUUUCAUAUCGCUAGGGAACCCCAUAGAUGGGCAAGUGCAGAGCCGUUCAGCCCGGGAGGAGGGUGUGGCUUACGAAAAUCUUAAAAAUUAGGAAUAAAAUCAAGUUCCAACCUCAAGGAGAUCGUUUGGUCAUAAUAAUGCAAGUUUCCGUUUAAGGGAGGUAGUAUCAUCUUUAGUUCAGGAAAACUUGGGAAGAAGGGGCUUUAAAAAUUGUUCUGCUCAUGUAUUUUUUCGAAUUUUUUCCCCUUUCGGUUCAUAAAAGAUCUAUCAACAUUUUUUUCCUCUUUCUUCGUGUUUUAAUCAUAAAUCAUAAACCUAUUUUUAUAUAGGAAAAUUCAAAAAUGAAAAAGUUUAUCGAGAAAAAAAUAGUCGGAAACUUUGUCAGAAAGCUCCCCUAGCGAUAUGAAAAAAACUGUAAAAGUCGCCGUUCGAAAUUUCGCAUUACGCUCAUAGAACCAAAUCUUUCAUUUUUUUCAUAAUAGAUCACAAUAAACUCAUAUUCAAAAAGCAGUUUGACGAUUUACAGAGUCUUCCAUAACCGAAGUUGUCGAAAUGGUAGCUAGGACCGGUGGAACAACGCAAAAAGACUUCGGCUCGCAAAGAAGAUCGAGUAAUCCUCACAUGCCUGGUACAUCUAGUCCUGGAGGUACCUUUGGAAACAAAUUUUAGUCCUGGAAUGAAAUUAGGAUUUUGUUUUUCAGGGAACUUGUCUCACGAGCACAACAUGAGAGCUCAUGCAUUUCACGGAGGAAUGCGCGGAGGGAUGGAAAAUGGAAGAGUUGUGAACGGCCAUGAACAGGUGACUUUUUUCAGUGGUUAAGGUCGUACGAAUCUGAAGUUAACAAUUUUUAUAAAGCUACGAAGCUUUCUGACGAUCAAAGAUUGGAUAGGUAUACUCGUGGUAACAUGUUGAAAAUGCAAUCCAUCGUGAUGCCUUUUUCCGAUUAGUUAGUGUUGAUUGGAAGAAGUAGUUGUAAGCGAAUCUACUCUUAAGGUAAGAAUUUCGUUUGAAGAACUAUAGUUAUGUCAUUUUUUGAACUUGGUACUUACUAGGGAAUGUUUUUCAGCCCCUUCCAGUUGAUUUUUGAUGAAACUUCGCUAAACGUGUACUUUAGGAACUCCUGAUUGCAGAACAAGCAAAAAAAUUUUCGCAAUAGAUUUGUUUUUCGACUCACGACACUACAAAAGCUUGAAAUAGCGCUUUUUGUCAUAAUUCAUGUACUUUUCGGACUUUGAAGCUUCAUACAAAGUUUCAACGAAAGUUCAACGUUCCCUAGUUAGUAUUGCAAGAUAUUCCUUUUUCUGAGAAUUUUUGUCACUCUUUCAACUUCAUUUUUUUCCCCUAGUGAUAUGAAAAAAACGGAAGUCGCCGUAGAAAAGUUCGUUAACUCUUACUAAACAAAAAGUUAUUCCAUGCGUAAGACUUUUUUCUUUUCUAGCCAAAUGGUGCGCGAAGGGCACAGUCACAACUGGACCUCGAAAUGGCGGACGCACAAAUCGCGGAAUUCGCCAAGACUGUUGGAGAGCACGACAAGAAGAUCAAAGCGGCUGCCGCUGAGCAAAAAGCGAAACAACCCAGAAAAGCGCGGCGGAAAAACGAGAAAGAACCUGGGAAUCGCAAGGAGGAAACCGAGGCGUUUUUUCAGGAAGGUACGUACAGAAAUUAUAUUUUUUCGGUCAAAUUAGGAGAAUCGGAUUCUUUUUUAUACAAAAUGGAAUGAAUUACAGAAUAAUUAGUCCAUACUUUUUCAUUCAAAACUUUCUUAUCUUCAUUUUUUUCUUUUCUCUGGUUCUUCUUAUUCUUUUUUUGAGAAGUUGAAAAAAAUAAUAAAGGAGAUCCGUCACUUGGCACGUUCUUUGCAAUGCUGCAAUUUUAAGAAAACCCGAUUUUCACUUGUAUCUUUUAGUUGUUGUACACAAAAAAAAAAUCUUACAGAUUUUAUGUUUUUCAGGAGCGCCUAUAGGGUACCAAAGGCCAAACAUGAUGAAUGCUCCGCCUAUGAAUCAACCCCCGCAGCAUCAUCAGCAGUAGUCUUUUCCAAGUAAUAUAUCCCUUGUUGUCCCAUUUCUCCACUGACAUUUGCAGUCUACCUUGUGGUUCUCCCCUGAUGAAGAUCUCGUAGAUGUCGAAGAAUUUGGCGUUUAACGUCGCUACUCGAUCCUUCCCGAUGGUUUUUCUCGCCCAAGAGGCUCUAGUCAUUUCGUACGUUUUUCUUUUCCGUACGUCAUUUUUUCAUACAACGAAAUCCUUUCUUCUUUUCUUCCCAGAGUGCUUCUAUUUCAUAUAUUUAGUUUAUUACUUGUCGAGAGUGUGAGAAUGCUUAAGAUUGAUGUUUUGAACGAAAUUCCGAACAAAACAGCAGUUUUUGCUCACGAUUCGUUUUUUUUUCCUUUUUACUUUUUCUUCUGGGUAUUACUGAUCCAUGCCCGUCGAAUACCGGUUCAUUGACUAAAUUUUUACAACUGUUGCUAUAUUUGAAGUCACAUCGUUUGUCCUGAUGAUUAUUAUUAUUUAUUGAAAAUUAUAUCCUUGAACUUCGUCGCAUUAAUCUUGUUUUUCAUUACUUAAAAAUGAGUCGUUCGGCGCGUUUUGCUGCUGGGUCGGCUUGUUCGUCUUGUGAAUCGCAAUUUGCUCAAUUUUUCUUCCUCAACCUUCCAAUCCCUUCCUUUUCUUUUCUCUUCUGAACUUCUCCCCUUUCCUUUUCCGUUGCACAUCACGUAUAAAUAGGUUCUAGUAGAUAGUGUUGAAGAAUCAAGCAGAAGAGGCAUAAUUGUUUUUUAGGUGCAAGAGAAAUGUGAACACACUGAUCUUUUUCAAAUGUUUUAUAAGGAAAUCGACAAAAAAUGUUCAGUUGUUCACAUUUCCAACAUUUCCCGGCUCUCUCUCUCUCUUUCACAAACGCUUCUUGUUUCUAACACGCCUUGAGACAAUUUGAGACUUCCCCACUAACAACUAACAUUUAGACUUUUUUUUCUAAAUGAUUUGGAUCGAAUUUAAAGUCUUAGAUAUUGUCCAAAGGCAAACUGGCUUGUUACCUCAGUUCAGACGGCACUAAAAAUUUCAUCAGAAGACGAAAUUUUCGUCAAAAUUCUGUAAUGAGAUGUUUGGAAAUGAAUACUACGAAAAAAAUAGUUCAACGCCUGUUUCUUGCCCGAUAAAAGUUGAAAGCUUCCGAUUAAUAGGGUUGUCUGAAUAGGAAAUGAGCUCCCCGCACUGCAUUCUACUCCUUUCUCACCUCUCUAAACUAUUUACGAACUUAAUCGUACUUCUAUAGCUCAACUUAGUCGACUCACUUGUACUUCUCCAUUUUCACACUCUGUUGUUGACCUAUUCGUUGGAAGGAAGCCUUUGUACAAAUUUCUCAAAUUUGACUCUCGUCUAUUCUUCUUAAAUGUUUCUUUGAAUAAUUCUCUUCUUUGUAAUAUAGUAUAUAGCGUAAGUUAUUAUUAUAAAAAGUUUUAUCAUACAGUUUUUUUGUUCCGUGAUUUGAAACAAUUAUGUGGAUGAAUAUGGUCACAAAUUGGAACACGAAGGCGUAAAUUGUCGUCAAUAUGCAAGUCAUCGGUGACUCGGUUAUAUGAAAGAACGGAAAAAGCGAAUUUAUUCGAAAGAUGAGUGUCUUUUUACGAUUUACAAACAGAAUAUGCCUAUUAAAUGGGACCGACACAACCUAUUCAUGGUUCACCAUGUCUUUCAAUAAAGAAGUAAGUUCCUUUUUUGGUUUUUUACAGUUUCGCUCUUCGGAAGAUCAGUGUCCAAUAAAAUUGAAAACAACAUUCAUAUUUCUUACUUAUUCUGUCAUCGGAUAUUCAGAAAUUAUCAUCUUUGACUAAAACCGCCACCAAGGCGGUUCAAGAACAUUCGAAAAGCGCGUUGGAGGAAGAACUUGAAGAAGCCAAAAAAGACCCUAAGGUAAGCCAAAAAAAUGAAGUUUAUUCAGGGUCCCGCCAUCUGGGAAAAUUUUUAGUGGCCACUAUAGUGUUUUGACGUUUUAGUGGCCUUACAGGGAUAAGAGUCUUAUAAGGAUAAGAGUCAAGUUAGUGGUCACUUAAGGGGUUAAAAAUUAGUGGCCGUUAUAGAGGUCUAAUGCCGUGUUCAAAGUGAUUCCGCGAAAUUCAAAAUAGCCGUCAGAGAAAGAGAAAGAUAACUAAAUUUUGGAGGGUCAGAGACCAUUUUGCAUUUCGCGGAAAUUACUUUGAACACGGCAUAAGUUCUAUACUAAACCACUAAAAGUUUUAGUGGCCACUUUAGGGGUCAAUGGAUCAACAUAACUGGUCCAAUCUGUUAGUUUUGUAAUUAUCAGAGUUACUGGAAGGAAUACUGGAUGAAAAACUACUGAAGUGGCCACUAUAGAGGUGGUUUUAGUGGCCACUUUAGAGUCCUCUCAAAUUAGUUCUUGGCGAGCCUCUACUGUGACCACUAAAAAUUUUCCCAGAUUGUUAGAGUUUGAGAAAAAAUAAAGGUUUUUUUCAGGCCUAUGCUGGAACGAUUAAAGAGAAAAGGGUUGACUAUGAAAAAAAAGUCGAAAAAGUUGCUUCGGCGGUCGUUGAAGACGUCAAAUCUCAAUCUACAUGA
Molecule: messenger RNA, 12965 nt
Organism: Caenorhabditis auriculariae
Lineage: Eukaryota; Metazoa; Nematoda; Chromadorea; Rhabditida; Rhabditidae
Source: the annotation of a GenBank genome assembly